Molecule: messenger RNA, 2664 nt
Organism: Hypomesus transpacificus
Lineage: Eukaryota; Metazoa; Chordata; Actinopteri; Osmeriformes; Osmeridae
Gene: sox4a
Product: SRY-box transcription factor 4a
Exons: 1
Coding region: 477-1571 (364 amino acids)
Biological process (GO): cell differentiation; positive regulation of transcription by RNA polymerase II; anatomical structure morphogenesis
Molecular function (GO): RNA polymerase II cis-regulatory region sequence-specific DNA binding; DNA-binding transcription activator activity, RNA polymerase II-specific
Source: RefSeq, a predicted model, not a curated record
AUAUAAAACAGUGUGAGGUGGUUGUGUUUACAGUAACUUACAGACAGCUCAGGACAGAGGGACUAUGAACACGCGCAGCCUCGCCAUUACUCCACAUGGUUCUCAAACUGCUCAACCGAGCUGCACCGACAGCAACAUUCUCAUAAGAAGGUUACAACUCCGUCUCCAGCGCGGGCUUUCUGGCAUUGCAGGGAGAGUUUUCAGUCGCACCGGUAGUUGAAGGUCAACUUUUUGGGUGUCUUGGAGUGUGAAGAAGUGGACCCGUGCGUAUUUGCCUAUAAAUGCGCUUUGGAAACUAGGCGCGUGGCGCAUCUCCAAACAGACCGGGAGAACGAAAGGCUCACACGAAGUUUUAGCAAUUUUGUUUUCCAGACCUCUGAUUCAGAAGCAAGUCUGGGGGAACAAACAUCUCACCCUGACCAUAAAGACGGAAAACUACAUAUUGUCUGACAACUCUGAGUGACUAAACGAAAACGAUGGUUCAGCACAUGAGUCAAACCGACAACACGCACGUCUUCUCCCCCGGUGGUGACUCCACCGAUUGUGGUGAAACGGAUAUGGAUAUGGAUGCUUCCCCGACUCCGGCCUCCCUCUCAUGUUCACCGCGGGAACGGGGCGACGUCGCGUGGUGCAAAACUCCUACGGGGCACAUCAAGCGACCCAUGAACGCGUUUAUGGUGUGGUCUCAGAUCGAGCGCAGGAAGAUCAUGGAACAGUCUCCUGACAUGCACAAUGCAGAGAUCUCCAAGCGCCUGGGAAAGCGCUGGAAACUGCUGACAGACACAGACAAGAUUCCCUUCAUCCGCGAAGCAGAACGUUUGAGACUCAAGCACAUGACUGACUACCCAGACUACAAGUACCGGCCACGGAAAAAGGUGAAAUCGUCCAGCGGUGCGAAUAAAGUGGAGCGUGGGGAGAGAAGAGACAAAGGCGGGGAUUGGACCUCCAAGUCCGGAACGAAAAGAAGCCCCGGGUCGCGAGGGACCAACCGAAGUCACAAGCUGAGAAGCGGCCAGCUGAGCAGCCAGGCGCACGAGAGCGCGUCUCCCGCGGAUCACCCCUCGCUCUUCAAAUCCAGGUCAGUGUCUGCGGCCAGGCAGAUCCCAGACAAGCAGGCGAGGCGGGGCAUGUUCGGCGGAGCAGGCAGCCUCGAGAGUGGACCACCCUCCGUGGGAGUACCGGCGAGUCCCACCCUGAGCAGCGCGGCGGAGUCUAGUGACCCUCUCAGUCUCUACGAGGAACAGGAACCGGGAGCGCGUCUCAGGUACGCGCGUGCGCCCUCUCCAACACCGUCCGCUUCUCACUCCUCUUCCUCUCUCUCCUCCUCAUCUGAUGAAGAGUUGGAAGAUGAGCGACUCGACCCCCAUCCCAGCCCCGGGGUCGAGAGCAUGUCUCUGGGGAGCAUGGGUCUCUCUGAAUCCGAACUGGACCGGGAUUUGGACUGGAACUUCCGGGAGCGCGGGGCAGGAUCUCACUUUGACUUCCCAGACUACUGCACGCCCGAGGUCAGCGAGAUGAUCUCGGGCGACUGGCUCGAAUCCACGAUCUCCAACCUCGUGUUUACCUACUGAUGGGAACUCGCUCAGGGGAAGAACCGGUGUAGAGAUGGAGAAACAAGCGUUAUCGACUAGUAAAAGAGAGAGGUGUUGAUGAAGAGGGGUCGUGCUCGGGCAUCAGAGCUGCCAAGCCCGGCUGCGCGCGCCUCAGAGGCGCUGGGUCUGUGUGCGGAGUGCUGUGUGGAGUGGAAAUGCUUAGAUUGCAUUUGUAAAUGUAGGAGUUGGAAUGUCAGCAGACACGCCUAUGUAAGCAGUGACACACGAACUUACCGAAACACACAACCAAAACCGCUGAAGAUGGCUUUUUUGUCCGCAAGGAAUCAAAGAUGACUUAACAUUUCUAUUGACUUUUGGAUGGCAUUUGGGGAUUGAAGUUGUUAAUUUGAAUCAAUUCACCCCAAUUCGACGGCGUUAACAUUCAGGUGCAGUUUUUUGAAGAAUAGAACAACUUCAAUAGUACAGAUGCAUGCUCUCCCAUAAGGAGGUGUUUUCAUUGUUAUUUGAUCAGCGUGUUAAUUAUCGUAUAACACAGUAAGUUCCCAAUCACCAGCUUAUAUCUCAACGGCAGGACUGUAAGACGCCAACUUCAGAAAUCCGAUUCGAACUUUUUACACAAUUCAGGACGUUUCUCACUCGUCUGCAUGGUGAAUCUACUCUGCAGUCUGUCUAUCUCAGAUUACAUUUUUAUAUUAGUGUAUUUAUACAGGCCGAACUAUUUUAUACUUUUAAGUAUUGUUUUCGUAUUGGUCUUGUUUGUGUGUGUGUUUGCGGGUGCACAUGCACCUGUUUGUAUCCCGAGUGCAAGGGCUAGAAGUUUAUCUUAUUUAAAUAUCAAAAUCUCUCACUCUGUCAUGGUUUUCCUAUUUGUAUUUUUGUACAAAAAUCUAUUGAGGGGGGAGCGAAAGGUAACCCACUCGUGGCCGUUGAGGUUUUCGACAUCAAGGAGCAGAGGGUUGGUUGGUACAGUCUGCCCUCACAAAGUUUACAAUUUUUACCCACUUGCGUCUUAAAGGCACAGUUCAUUUCACCAGCCGAGUAAACAAACAACAAACAAUGCGUCAGUCUUAGUGGUGACUGCGCUUAUCAGUACACAUGCAUACUAACAAUG